CCUGACACACCCCAUAACACCGCGAACAUGGCGACAAUCCGCCCCAUGCGAACAGACGAUCUCCUAAACUUCUCCUCCACAAACCUCGACCACCUCACGGAAACCUACAACAUCGGCUUCUACCUCGAAUACCUCACAAAAUGGCCCGAGCUGUGCCAAGUCAUCGAGGGCAUCGACGGCCAAAUAGAAGGCUACAUCCUCGGCAAACUCGAGUCCUCGCCAUACCUCUCCCCCAUCGAGCCCUAUGAGCCCGUCCAAGCCACAAAGCUCCAACCCAACUACCUCCCCUGGCACGGGCACAUCACCGCGCUCACUGUUGCGCCCAGCGCACGGCGCCUCGGUCACGCGACCGCGCUCUCGACCGCGCUGGAGCGCAGCUCUGACGCUGCGGGCGGCUGGUUCGUGGACCUGUUUGUCCGCGCGAGCAAUGAAGGGGCGCAGGAGUUGUACAGGAAGAUGGGGUAUUCUGUGUAUAGGAGAGUUGUGGAUUAUUACAAUGAUGGCGAGGAUGCGUUUGAUAUGCGGAAGCCGCUGUCCCGGGACAAGGGGAGGGAUACGGUUAGAGAGGGGGGCGAGGGGUUUAGGGUUGGGCCUGACGAUGUGUGGUAGGGCAUUGCACAUCGAGUCAAAAAGAUUGCCGAGUAUUCUGAGAUAUUGUUGUAGAGGUCGUACGCCGUCGUAUAGGAGCGGUACAGGCAUCUCAUGGGCAGUGCCUAAUCGUUGGUCGAGAUGUGUAUACCCCGGGAAAGGAACGAAGUCUGUAGGCUAUAAAUGUGUGCAGGUAUCUGAGCGGACAUAUCCGGUUGCAUCAUCGUUGAAGGCAUUGAGUCUCUACUGUCUAUACUUUACUU
Didymella exigua CBS 183.55 is the source of this 851-nucleotide messenger RNA. RefSeq names its product N-acetyltransferase 5. Gene Ontology annotation, cellular component: NatB complex. Gene Ontology annotation, biological process: N-terminal peptidyl-methionine acetylation. The record is from RefSeq and is a predicted model, not a curated record. Lineage: Eukaryota; Fungi; Ascomycota; Dothideomycetes; Pleosporales; Didymellaceae. The transcript is spliced from 2 exons. The coding region runs from base 28 to 609 and encodes 193 amino acids. Gene Ontology annotation, molecular function: protein-N-terminal amino-acid acetyltransferase activity.